Tripterygium wilfordii is the source of this 761-nucleotide messenger RNA. Its product is annotated as 40S ribosomal protein S18-like. NCBI's taxonomy places the organism in Eukaryota, Viridiplantae, Streptophyta, Magnoliopsida, Celastrales, Celastraceae. The record is from RefSeq and is a predicted model, not a curated record. The transcript has 4 exons. Bases 138 to 596 code for a protein of 152 amino acids. Gene Ontology annotation, cellular component: ribosome; small ribosomal subunit; cytosol. Gene Ontology annotation, molecular function: structural constituent of ribosome; RNA binding. Gene Ontology annotation, biological process: translation.
ACAAAGCCCUAAAACGCUGCACAGGUCACAAUUCACAAAACCCUUGAACACAACUUCCCUGUGCCUCUUUUGUUGUUCCUGCAUCCUCCGAGACGCCAAAAGACUGUAUUUUCUCCGAUCGAUCUCCGAGUACAAAAAUGUCGUUGGUGGCGAUCGAGGAUUUUCAGCACAUAUUGCGUGUGCUGAACACAAACGUUGAUGGGAAGCAGAAGAUAAUGUUCGCUCUGACCUCAAUCAAAGGUAUUGGGAGGCGAUUUGCUAACAUUGUCUGCAAGAAGGCCGAUGUUGACAUGAACAAGAGGGCUGGUGAAUUAACUCCUGCUGAGCUGGACAAUCUCAUGGUGGUUGUUGCUAAUCCUCGACAAUUCAAAAUCCCAGACUGGUUUUUGAAUAGGCAGAAGGAUUACAAGGAUGGGAAAUAUUCUCAGGUUGUGUCAAAUGCUUUGGAUAUGAAAUUGAGAGAUGAUUUGGAACGUUUGAAGAAGAUCAGGAACCACCGUGGUCUGAGACACUACUGGGGUCUUCGUGUCCGUGGUCAGCACACCAAGACCACUGGUCGCAGAGGGAAGACUGUCGGUGUCUCAAAGAAGCGCUGAGAUAUUAUUUAUUGUCAGGCAAUGGUAGUCUACUAUUUUUGAAUAUCUGUGCUUAAGCCAGUUUUGGAGGAAUGGUAUUGAAUUGGAUGUGUUUUUAAUAUUGUGAACCUUAUUACCGUUUUGGUUUUUUAAAUGGUUGUGAAUUAUUUUUACAUUUUAGUUGCA